Messenger RNA from Trematosphaeria pertusa, 1173 nucleotides. RefSeq names its product peroxisomal 2,4-dienoyl-CoA reductase-like protein SPS19. Gene Ontology annotation, molecular function: 2,4-dienoyl-CoA reductase (NADPH) activity. Gene Ontology annotation, biological process: fatty acid catabolic process. The coding region runs from base 206 to 1147 and encodes 313 amino acids. NCBI's taxonomy places the organism in Eukaryota, Fungi, Ascomycota, Dothideomycetes, Pleosporales, Trematosphaeriaceae. The transcript is spliced from 4 exons. The record is from RefSeq and is a predicted model, not a curated record.
CGACUCCAGCUCCAUCCCGCAUCGUCAGCGUCAGCUUUCUCGGCCGUAGCAGCAACACGGUGUGAGCACAUCUGUAUAUAUCACUGUCAAUUCAUUCGCCGCUGCAUCAGCUCUUCAUCCGCUCACUUCCGCCAGCUUUGUACAUAAACGGCAUCAAUCCACAACCACCGACUCGGACGGUCCGCUCUGGAAGACACCGCGAACCAUGCCUCUCGAAACAUACCAGUACAUGAGCAAUGUCUGGAAGGAUGGCAUUUUCGAUAACAAAGUCGUCUUCUGCACCGGCGGAGCAGGGACGAUAUGUUCAGCGCAAGUCCGCGCCAUGGUACACCUCGGGGCCAACGCCUGCAUAAUCGGCCGCAAUGUCGAGAAGACGGAGAACAUGGCCAAAGAUAUUGCAACCGCAAGGAAAGGCGCGAAGGUGCUGGGACUCGGCGCAGUGGACGUAAGGAAGCCAGAGGCGCUAGCAGCGGCAGCGGAGAAAUGCGCAAAAGAGCUGGGUGGGAUUGAUUUUGUGAUUGCAGGAGCAGCAGGGAAUUUCCUCGCGCCUAUGGAUCAGAUCUCGCCGAACGCGCUGAAAUCGGUUAUGGACAUCGAUGUCCUGGGCUCCUACAAUACUGUGAAGGCGACCCUUCCCUACCUCGUCGAGUCGGCGGCCAAGCACAAGACGGACGGCAAGACUCCUCCCCCGAACGGCACCGGUGGCCGCAUCAUCUUCGUGAGCGCGACAUUGCAUUAUGUCGGUACGCCGCUUCAAAGUCAUGUCUCCAUCGCAAAGGCAGGUGUCGACGCUAUGGCCGUCUCGGUAGCUAUCGAGCAAGGGCCUAAGGGUAUCACGUCGAACGUAAUUGCUCCAGGGCCGAUAGCAGACACUGAAGGUGUAGCUAGGCUGUCAAGGUCAGACAGCCGGGAAAACUCGGCCAAGGCGAUCCCUUCUGGCAGAUUUGGAACGGUCAAGGAGAUUGCGGACGCGACUAUCUACCUCUUCUCUGAUACCGGAAACUACGUCAACGGAGAGGUGCUUGUUGUUGACGGCGGACAGUGGCACACGUCGGCAAUUGGCAACAAAGCCUUCGAGUAUCCGGACUUUCUGCUGUCAGGAGAAACUGUGACAGGUGUUACAGGCGGGAAGAAGUCGAAGUUGUAACAAUACCAUCAAUCCCUUUUUUGCGG